AUGGACGCCUUCAUCAGCUUCACCAACCAGACCCAGGGCCGGGACCAACUCUUCAGAGCCACUAAGUACACAUGCAUGUUGCUUAGAUAUUUGUUAGAGCCUAAAGCUGACAAAGAGGAGGUUGUUAAGAAGCUCAAGAAACUGGAGUCCAGUGUGAGCACUGGCUCCAGCCUGAACCUUGUGAUUUAUUUCAUCUGUGACCCCAUCAUCUUCGUGAGGAGUGCAGGGCUUGCCUCCGGCAUUAACAAAGAGAAAUGGCGAAUGUGGGCUGCACGCCAUUACUACUAUUCUCUUCUGCUGAGCCUGAUCAGGGAUCUGUAUGAAAUCUCCCUGCAGAUGGAACAGGUUGCACACGACAGGGCAAAGAGGGAGAAAUCACCAUCCCAGGAUCCUCUUGGGUAUAGCGUGGCUAAUGAGGAAACAGAAUGGCUCCAGUUCUUUCUUCUUCUCUUAUUCCGAUCUCUGAAGAAACAUCUUCCCUUGCUCCUGGACACAGUGAAGAACUUCUGUGAUAUCCUGAACCCUUUGGACCAGCUGGGGAUCUAUAAGUCCAAUCCUGGCAUCAUAGGCCUUGGAGGUCUCGUGUCCUCUAUGGCAGGCAUCAUCACUGUGGCGUAUCCUCAGAUGAAACUGAAGACCCACUGA
This is a messenger RNA of Eubalaena glacialis (North Atlantic right whale), 645 nucleotides long. RefSeq names its product peroxisomal membrane protein 11A-like. The record is from RefSeq and is a predicted model, not a curated record. The transcript is spliced from 2 exons. Lineage: Eukaryota; Metazoa; Chordata; Mammalia; Artiodactyla; Balaenidae. Gene Ontology annotation, cellular component: peroxisomal membrane. Gene Ontology annotation, biological process: regulation of peroxisome size; peroxisome fission. The coding region runs from base 1 to 645 and encodes 214 amino acids.